AUGUCGCAAGGCUCUCUAGCUCCGCCUGAAGUAUGGCGGCAUCUCCUCCGAGCGACGCUCCUUGCGAGAAAAUAUAUGUACAAAUAUGUCGUCGACCGUUAUCGCAAAAAGCUGUACGAUACAGCCGCCAAUGACCAGAAACAUAAGCAAUCUCAUCCGUCCUCGAUGCUCCAAAAAAGGCCGAACGCUACUAGUCUUGAAAGACAAAAGAAGCUUCACAAAUCCGCUAGAAAUAUACUGUCGUUCUUACAACGGGGAAAUCAAGGAUACCAACAACCUCUGAAUAAGAUACUGAUGCUUGCAUAUGGACGCAUUGGGCCCAAGAAGUACACUCUGCUCUCUCAUCUACUGCCGAAUACGCGUGGUGAGAAGAAAUCCUUCAAUUCUAGUGCUGAGAUUGAAGAGUAUCUGGAACAAAAGAAGAAAGAACCCGUUGGAGAUGACUGGCAGCUUCCAGAGGUUCUUCAAUCAUUGAUUAAAGCGCAAAGAAACUCUUCUUACGCAAGAUCGGUGCAUGGAAAACGCUUCAGAGCCAGUGAUACCCUGAAUAUACCCAAUUUGAACAGCUGGAUGAAACCCGUGCCCGAGUGUCGUCGCGCAAACAUAAGGAAACGAUUACUUAAUAGAUCAAAGUAUGCGGCUCUUCCGCCACCUGAUCCGAAUGAAUUAAACAUUCUACGAGGGCUCAUAGACGGCACGGAGCCUUGGAAGCCACCCGUUCGACGAGUGAAAGUGGCUCCUGCUGCUGAGCAGUCGUCACUUGAAACAUUGAUAUAUGCGGGACCGCAAGGAGGUUUGAGUUUCAGACAGGCAUACCUCGAUGGAAGGCCUCAUCGCUUGACACGAAGAUUUAUGCGCACCUUAUGGGAGAGAAUUUACAAACUGAUGCCUCGACAAGGCACCAACCUCAAAGGACAGUUGAAGUUCAGCUUUCCAGAGUCUGAGAGCCGACCGAUUGUAUUAACGAUGGGAAAAGAAGAGUUUCAAAACCUUUUUGGUGAUGACGAUCAUGGCCACGAUGCGCAGUCGACGGCAGUAAAUGGUCAACAGAGGGAAUAUUAA
Messenger RNA from Talaromyces stipitatus ATCC 10500, 1062 nucleotides. RefSeq lists its product as uncharacterized. NCBI's taxonomy places the organism in Eukaryota, Fungi, Ascomycota, Eurotiomycetes, Eurotiales, Trichocomaceae. The coding region runs from base 1 to 1062 and encodes 353 amino acids. The transcript has 2 exons. The record is from RefSeq and is a predicted model, not a curated record.